UUGCCUCGGUUUCAACCAAACAUGCACACGACAGUCAUCCACCUUAAGUAGAAAUGAGGAAGUUAUGCUACAUUUUGUUCCCGUUCCUGUUCCUUCAAAUAAGCCUCACCAACGCUCGAUUUUCUGUUUGUGUAGCCUUCUGAGGAUUAUAUUUUAGAAGAUGUCUUAUAUGGUUGUACAAACACACACGCCGGACCUGCUACAUUUGAAGAGGUCGCCUGGGAUUCGCUCGUGGUCAUUACUUGUUGGCAUUUCGUCUGUUGGACUCGCUGCUGCAUACUACAGUACAGAUAGCCUGUGGUGGAAGUCAUUUUAUGUGACAGGCUGUUUAUUUGUGGCCCUUCAAAACAUGGAGGAGUGGGAGGAAGCUGUGUUUAAUAAGGCCCGUAACACGAUCGAGCUUCAGACUUUCAGUCUAUAUGCUCUGGUGCUCACUGUGACGCGUAGGGGCCACGACCAAGUGGUAUUGAACAUGCAGCACCUGCAUGAUCUCACUGUAAAGGAGGAGAAGGUCCGCUACUUGGGUAAAGGAUAUGUCCUCAUAUUGCACCUGGAGACCGGCUUCUCUUACCCACUCACUCAGAAUGCCAUACUGGCAGGACAAAGUGAUGUGGAAGCAGUUGCAGCACUUCUAAGACGUUUCCUGGGCCUGGAGGAGGGAUCAUGUGUUUCACAGGGACAUGAGCAGGAUACGGAAAUGGAAGAACACAGUGAUCUGAAUGACAGUAGUAAUUCAGAGGAUUAAAAUAAACGUUCUCUGUUAGGAAGACAGGAAGGGUUAUGAGUUCUUACUACGUGAGAUAAAACGGCAAUCAUGAUAACCUGUGCCUGAGCCAUGCCUUAUUGGAAAGCUUUGUUAAAUACUGUCAGGAAUUUUCAAACGGGAAAUUGCUCUGAAGCUCUUAUUGCACUAAUCCCAGGAGAAUGGAGAUGGACAGACAGUGUUAAUUCUGUUCAUUCAACUUUGGCCUUGGUUCUGUGGUUGCUAUGGUAACGACAGGAAUAUUGUAUUUUUGUGCCUUUGUUCCAUUUGCACCUUUGUAGUUUUCUCCUGUCAUUGUUUGUCACUAUUUCCAUCUCUGUUAAAGAAUGAAUUUCCAUAAAGCAAUCACAGCCUUAUUGUGAAGAUCAAUAUUAUUCUAUUACCAUCACUGUUCUAAACAUUAACAGACAGGAGAACACAUAUAGAAAGGGGCAGACAAAGGUCUUGACAUCUCUGAGUCCUUCAUCUCUGAGUUCAUGCACACUACUUUGUGUUCCCUGUAGGGUCCAUUUCAAUGAUAUAAAUCUUCAUCUGUUAACUUGAUGCUUAUAAAACAAUUAUCUGAGGAAAUGUCCCCUCCCUCCCGUGAACCAGAGUAGAUCCGGCCUGGUCCUUCGAGGUCCUGAUCCAUUUUUUCUCCAUAUUCAUCCUGUCAUGUUGUGUUUCGUGUGUGUGCCAUGCUUCCUUUUUCUCCGCUCCAUGUUUGACUUAAAUCCUGCUCUUCCUGGUUCUGGUGUGCACUGCCACCAGCACAUCUGUGAUUGGUCUCAUCAUCAUCAUCAUCAACAUUUCAACUUGGGCCUGUGGAUUACUCAUGGCGAGUUCUCACUACUGACUACAUGUCUUGCUCAUGUGCUCUGGUGCCUUGCUGGUAUUCGGACUCUAACUCUGGAUUUGCCUUUGCCUAUUGUUCUGAACUAUCUCAGUGUUCUUGGAUUUUUGCCCUUGUUUGUUUUUUGGCCUGUUUUUCCCUGUCUGGUCUUUGAGUCCCUAAAGUAAGUGCUCGGAUUCUGUUUGCUACUGUCUGUUCUAAGCCCUCUGGAUUCCUAUUUUCUUGUUCCUUGUGUUGGAUUUCUGGAGAUUAUGAACCGUGGGCUGACUAAGCUUAAGGAUCUUCAGCCUGACGAAGGAAGACAUCUUAAACUCCAGCCUCGUUUUACUCAAUCUGUUUAUUGUGUCUGAUUUUGGGUCCAGUUCAGAUCUCUAGCCUCAUUGGCCGUGACCAAAAACAUGCUCAGCCACCCAAUUGCAUGUUACAUUCUGCAUUAGCUUGUUUGAUGCCUGACAUCAAAAGCUCAGAGUUGAAUAUGUCCAGCAGAAGUCUGUCUGGAAGCAUCCCAUUAUAUUCCUUGGAUCUGUUAGAAUGCUGUAUGUCACAAUAUCAUGAUAUUCAAUCACAUUAUAUUCCUUGGAUCUGUUGUAAUGCUGUAUGUCACAAUAUCAUGAUAUUCAAUCACAUUCUAUUCCUUAGAUCUGUUGUAAUGCUGUAUGUCACAAUAUCAUGAUAUUCAAUCACAUUCUAUUCCUUAGAUCUGUUGUAAUGCUGUAUGUCACAAUAUCAUGAUAUUCAAUCACAUUCUAUUCCUUGGAUCUGUUGUAAUGCUGUAUGUCACAAUAUCAUGAUAUUCAAUCACAUUCUAUUCCUUGGAUCUGUUGUAAUGCUGUUUGUCACAAUAUCAUGAUAUUAAAUGCAUGAGCCUUUGGGCCUUUACGUA
Messenger RNA from Clupea harengus (Atlantic herring), 2478 nucleotides. It is a transcript of the gene cybc1, whose product is annotated as cytochrome b-245 chaperone 1. NCBI's taxonomy places the organism in Eukaryota, Metazoa, Chordata, Actinopteri, Clupeiformes, Clupeidae. The record is from RefSeq and is a predicted model, not a curated record.